Molecule: messenger RNA, 485 nt
Organism: Rhipicephalus sanguineus (brown dog tick)
Lineage: Eukaryota; Metazoa; Arthropoda; Arachnida; Ixodida; Ixodidae
Product: ATP-dependent RNA helicase bel-like
Exons: 4
Source: RefSeq, a predicted model, not a curated record
AACUGCGAGAGAAGGACAUGACGUCACUGCGGCCUCUGCUUUGUUGCAAGAGGAACUGAUUAUUCCUGUGGUUUGAGUCGCACGUAUUAUUCGUGAACUAUCCAUUUGUUUUGUGUAAUAUGAUUAAUGAAUCCAACCAAAAUGGGAAGGGUCUAGAGCAGCAGUUUGCUGGUCUAGACUUGAACUCCGGUGCUCAAGGAAACAAGACCGGUCCGAGUCGCUACGUGCCCCCGCACCUGCGCAACAAUCGGUCUGUGUUGCCUGGACCUCCUCAGGGGAACGCCCAGGGUUACGCCCAGAAGUCUACCCUGAGCCGCAGGGAGGUGACGACUGGGGAGCAAGGGACGGCUUCAGGGGUGACCGUGGAGGUGGCCGUGCCGAUUUCUCAAAUUUGGAGGCCGCACAAGAGGAAUGAUGGCCCCGUGCGCAACAAUGCUUUCCCACCACGCCAUGAGUAUUCAAUCUCCAGUGCUGUCACCAAAGCA